This is a messenger RNA of Oldenlandia corymbosa var. corymbosa, 1002 nucleotides long. The record is from the annotation of a GenBank genome assembly. Lineage: Eukaryota; Viridiplantae; Streptophyta; Magnoliopsida; Gentianales; Rubiaceae.
AUGAGGAAGAUGAUGAAGAAGAAAAACAGAGUUUGGGCCAACAACUCUGCUAUGGUAACGGUGCCCGACGAGUUGAUGCUUGACAUUUUAUCUAUGUUUCACGGAGGCAGAAAGCAGCGGCGGCGGCUGAGUUUGGAAGGAGGAAGGGAUCAGAAUCUGGGCGGCGUACAAUCAAAUUCGGCGGCAAUGAUGCUACUACCAGACGACGUGAUUUUGGAAAUUCUGAUGAGGCUUUCGGGUCAAAAACUGAUGCAAUGCAAGAGUGUCUGCAAGGCUUGGCUGGCAACCACUCUCAAGUCCAAAGGGUUGGACAAAGGCCCUUUGAUCAUCCAAAGCCCACGGUUACCUUGUCCAAAUUCUGAUUUGGGUAACAUAAAUGAUGGAAGAUUGACCGAGGUGGUUAACGGUCUGGUAUGUUUUUAUGAUCAAUCGAAUUUGAGGCUGACUCUCUUUAACGUUUGUACAGCCGAGGGUAUGAGGAUUCAUGUCCCUAAUCAUUAUCAUACCUCAAUUUCCUGUACCCAAAGAUUUCAUCUUGGAUAUGACCCUUCAACUAGGAUGUAUAAAUUGCUGAGGUAUGGCAUACAGCCCGUAGGUUGGCGUUAUCAGAUGCAAGUGGAGAUACUGACCUUGAUGCCGCCCUCUUUUUCUGGUUCAUUACCCACAUGGAGGAAGCUGGAGCUGGUAGACAAUGACACGAGUUGUGUUUAUUACAAUACAAAAGAUUCACUUAUCUCUUUCGAUUUCAACAAGGAGAAGUUUAAAGUGAUUAAGCUUCAAUGUAAUGUCGCAGAUAUGGUACGUACUCAUAGCUUCAGUUUAAUUCAAUCAAUGGGAUGCCCGGCCUUACGAAUUGUGCCGGAGCCAGAUAGAGGUUCCAGAUAUUUUAGACUCUUUCUGUUUGAAAACUAUAACAGUAACAUAUGGAAGACUCAUGAUGUACAGUGGCCGCAACACUUUGGGAUAAUGGAUGAUAUUGUAGAUAUCAUGUUUACAAGAUGA